Molecule: messenger RNA, 1329 nt
Organism: Dermacentor albipictus
Lineage: Eukaryota; Metazoa; Arthropoda; Arachnida; Ixodida; Ixodidae
Source: RefSeq, a predicted model, not a curated record
GCAAGAGUAGCAGCAGCAUCGCCACCGAUCUGCCUUGUCAUCGCCUACAGUUUCACCGCGAUGAUGGUUACACCCUUCUGACGAAGAAGCCGCAGAAGUGGCCCGCCUGUACGCGGGCGGCCUAGCCUCCGAGCUUGGCGUAGCAGCUCCGUUGGGAAACGGAGCUGGUAGGUACCACCGAUCUCUUCCAGGAGGCAGCGGAGCCAGCCAGCCCCGGAGUCCGCAAGGGAGACGGGAAGCACAGGUCAUGGCCACGUCAGAUCCCCGGCACACGGUGGCUGAGCCGCGGGCUGACGAAGAUUGGGUCUUCCUGCAUCACGACGGCGACGGGCAGCGAGAUGGCGACGCCAGAAGGAAUGAGGAAAGCCUCAGGGGUGCGGCUGAGCGGCCAAAAAGCGCACAGGCUACAGAAACAGGCAUGGAGUUGCACCCCUCGGCGUGGACCGAGGAUAGCAUCCGCAGCCUCUAUUUUGAUUUCGCGGGUCUGCGCGGCUUCCUCGACCGCUUCCCUCUGUUGCCGCCCCUGCACGCGUUCCCAGGGGUCUGCGAGCCGUCGCGGGAUGUCGAUAACCCUGCUCGACUGCUGUGGGCUGGCCUCAAGCGCCUGACGCGGAUAUUCCUCAGGGCUGCCGUCUUGUCCUGCGCGGCACGCUUUCUCUUCUGGUCGGCGGCGAAGGCGAGCGUAGUCAAGCGACCGGAGAUGCUGCAACUGCUGCUACUGCUGGCAGUGAUGAAUCUGGGGGCACCACUGGCGCGUAUCGCCACUUGGUAUUCCGAGCUCAUUGCAAUCGUGAAGGCAAUCACCUAUCCCUUACGUCGGCAGAGGCUCCUGCGCUACGUGAUGUUCAUAGAUACAUUGGGGACGCUCACGUACAUCGGCUCAUUUCUGCUGUGGUUUCCCAUGGUGAGAAUAUACACCGAUGUCAAGGCCACGUGGCGCAUACUCUUGCUCCACUUCCGAGAGGUGUACACCACGGAGUUUGACGGAAUCGGCGAGAUCAUACGAGAAUACCUCGCGGACGGAUAUUCACCGGCUGGCUAGGAGUGGACGGCGAGCGACUACACUAGCAGAGCGCUGCUGCAGCGGAUCGUGCAAAUCCUGCCCCCGAACGGGUGGUGACCGGACAGUGGUUGCUUUACCUGGCCGUCAGAUUCCGGAAGCCAGAUGCGGCGUCUAAGGAGCGAGACACCGCGGUGCUUCUGGGGCUACUUCCCGUAAAAUUGUUUUUCACUUGCACUAAAUUGUUACAGAGAGAAAGAAAACUGGUUUUCGGCACGGACAAACAUGUACACGAGUAUGCGAAUGUUCAUAAAUAUUUUUACCUUGCU